AUGAAAAGUCUUCUAUCUCUUCUAUGUUCAUGUGAACGAACCAAUUUCAAACAGACUGAUAAAUUAAAUAAAAAUUCGAAUAAUGAAGAAGAUAAAUUGGAAACCAGGGAUUUUAUUGAAAAUGAAAUACAAGAUUUUCCUCCAAAAAUAACUUGGAAACAUCUUUGGACAUUUGAUGAAACACAAAAUGCAUUAUUAAAAUCACCAUUUAUUAAUAUGCCUACUGAAAUGAUACUUAAAAUAUUUGAAUUACUCUCAGUUCAUGAUCUAGAAAAUGUUUCAUUAGUUUGUCGAUAUUUUAAAAUGAUUGUUGAUCAUGAUAUUAUAUGGAAAACAAAAUGUAAUAUAUCAAAAAAAUUAAAUUCCAAAUCAUAUAAACAAAUUUAUAUUGAUUGGACUUUUAAAAAGUAUCUUCGAAAUCAAGAAUUAGGAAUACUUGAAAAACAAUAUCGAAAAAUGAAUAUAGGUUGUGGAUUGAAAUAUUCAUUUUCUCGAUAUCCUGUUCAAUCAAAAAAUAAUGAAUCAUUUUUACCUAUUCUUGGAUUUAAUCAACAUCCAAAUUCAUCAUCAAAUAUGACUAUUCAAUUAUCAGUUAAUAUAAAUAAAACUGCUCAUGUAUUAAUAUUAUUAUUAGAAAAAGCUUCGAAAUUUCAUAAUAAAUGGUGUAAAUCAGUAAUAUUACAACAAAUGAUUAGACGAUAUUAUCGUUUUAUGCAAUUAAAAGUUUUAUAUCCAACAAAAUUUCUUAUUCCAACAAUUGAUAUUGAAAUCGUUUGGCAAACACAUCUUAUAAGACCUUUAAUAUAUCAAAAUGAUUGUCUUCGAUUAUUUCAUCAAAUUAUUGAUCAUACAUUAUUAUUAAAUUAUACUCAACUAUCUUUUAAAGAACAAGCUUUUUUCGAUACUUGUCAUUUAUAUGAAAAACAUUUUCAUGAACAAUAUUGUACAUUACCAUUAAAUAAAAUAUCUUCAUCUAAUUAUAUUGAUGAAUUUCAAUAUUUAAUUCCAAUUUAUUCUUAUUGGGAUGAAACACAUUUUAAAUUUUCAUUAUAUCCUAUUAAUGAUUAUGAAAAUCCAUUUUCAUUUACAGAAGCUGAUCUUAUUCUUGAUGCAAAUUGGAUAAAUUCAUGUAAAAUUUCUAUGAAUCAUAUCUAUUUCAAAAUAUACAUGGAUUUGUGGAAUAUCGAUCCAUUAAAACCAAUUAAUUUAAAUUCAUCAACAAUGAAACGAUUAAAAAAAUCUUAUGAAAGAUUUUUAUAUAUAGCAGCAAAAUAUCCACCAACUAAACAAUAUGAUUUUAUUCAUCCAACAUAUGCAGUUGAUAUUAUAUGGCAUUGUCAUAUGCAAGAACCUUUAAAAUAUGCUAAUGAUUGUAAUCAUCUUGUUGGUUAUCUUAUUGAUCAUUAUCCAUGGCCAUCAAUCGAUAAAUAUCAAAUAAAACAAUCUUGUCAAAAUCUUAAUCGACAUUGGAAAGAAGAAUUUCAAACUGAUAUAUCAGUAGAUCAUAUUGAAUUGGAUUAA
Messenger RNA from Rotaria sordida, 1521 nucleotides. Lineage: Eukaryota; Metazoa; Rotifera; Eurotatoria; Philodinida; Philodinidae. The record is from the annotation of a GenBank genome assembly.